AUGCCUCUCGGAAUUCAUAACCCUCUUCCCUCGUCCAUGAACAGCGAGUGCCGAAAGGCUGGGAAAAUUCUCGCAUCCUUUGUUGAUCCGCGACAAGCAUUCGGCCCUGACAAAGUCAUCCCGCCGGAGAUAUUGGCUGGUGCUAAGGGUCUUGCCAUUCUGACGGUUCUCAAAGCUGGAUUCUUAGGUUCUGGUCGAUUUGGUUCUGGCAUUGUUGUUGCUCGACUGGCCGAUGGGUCAUGGUCCGCUCCGUCCGCGAUCGCAACCGCAGGUGCUGGAUUUGGAGGUCAGAUUGGGUUUGAGUUGACCGACUUCGUCUUCAUCCUUAACGAUGCUGCCGCUGUUCGCACAUUUUCCCAGGCCGGAACUCUGACGCUGGGAGGAAACGUUUCGCUCGCAGCCGGGCCGGUUGGUCGCAAUGCAGAAGCUGCUGGUGCCGCAAGCACCAAGGGCGUAGCAGCUAUAUUCGCAUAUUCCAAAACCAAGGGACUUUUCGCUGGUGUUAGUUUGGAAGGAAGCAUGUUGGUCGAGCGUAGGGAUGCCAACGAAAAGCUCUACAGCAGCCGAGUGUCUGCUCGCCAACUCCUCACUGGCACAAUUCCGCCUCCACCUGCGGCGGAACCUCUGAUGCGAGUGCUAAAUUCUCGUGCUUUCUAUGGAGUACGCACGAAUGGUGACUCCAUGUACAAUGAUAUUCCUGUUUAUGAUGAUCGCCAUGACGACGUGGUCUGGGAGGGUCGCCGAGGAGACGCAUAUGGCGAGGGGGCGCGGCGCGAUCGGACUGGAUACAAUGCGCCUUCUUCAGAUGACUACGAGUACCGAGAUCGACCGCGCCGGGCGACAACAUGGGCUGACGAUGUAUAUGACCGGCCCGCUGGAGGAGGCUUAAGCCGUUCUUCCACUGGCCGCUACGGCGGACGCGCCGAUACUUUCGACUCAAUUACCGGUAACCGCGCGCGGAGCAACACAUACGACGACGACUACGUGUACUCUGACCGAAAACCUAGUCGACCUACAGCGCCGAAGCCUGUUUUUGGGCAGCGCACUGGGGGUGCUGCUCCUCUACGUGAUGACCAGGCUAUCGCGCUAUAUACAUUCGAUGCAGACCAGGACGGUGAUUUGGGUUUCAAGAAAGGGGAGAUCAUCACGAUUACCAAACGUACCGAAAAGAAAGAGGACUGGUGGACAGGGCGAAUCGGUGACCGUGUCGGCAUAUUCCCAGCGAACUACGUAGACGCAGCUUAG
Molecule: messenger RNA, 1245 nt
Organism: Aspergillus puulaauensis
Lineage: Eukaryota; Fungi; Ascomycota; Eurotiomycetes; Eurotiales; Aspergillaceae
Product: SYLF and SH3 domain-containing protein
Exons: 4
Coding region: 1-1245 (414 amino acids)
Biological process (GO): actin filament bundle assembly; actin cortical patch localization
Cellular component (GO): actin cortical patch
Molecular function (GO): phosphatidylinositol binding; actin filament binding
Source: RefSeq, a predicted model, not a curated record